CAGAGCUCGCACAGGAACGCCAUACCCUGGACACUAUCUAUGAACGAACGGAUGGGCGUACUGUACAGCACAGCGUGCCAGGACGAGCGCCAAAAAUAAAAACACCGCCGCGUAAGCCUCACGCAUGUCCCGUCCCCUUUGUCCCUCUUUAGGUCUUUGCCUAAAAUCUUGCAUUACCGAGCACAGGACUGCACUUUGCUGCCUUGUUUAUGUCUCUCUCUUAUGUUCAGCUAAAAGCUAACUCUGAGGCGGCAUCGCUUGGGUGGUGGUGGCCUCUUCAUAAAAACGCUGUGCGGGGCUGAAAAUCUGCCAAGAACGUGCUAGACGCUGGUUCAUUGAUAGCAAUUAGAUGCUGUAUCGUCACCUCGUGUCCAACAUAUAAAGGUGACCGCACAUCCUAUUGAUCGCACCAGUUUAGAAGCAACUUUUCCCGUCAUGGCGCAGAGUCCUCCGAAGCAUGCUCCUAUACAGGGAGACAUCAAGGGUUGGCAGAAACUCGCACGCGACAGCGCUCAAGGCGCCAUGUACGACUCCAACGAACGCCAACCGCACUCAAAGUGUCUCUCAGGGACCAGAGUCAGCCUUCUGCAAUCGCUCAGGACGCUUGCUGAAGAUCCGAGCCGCAAGAUCGUCUGGAUGGCUGGAGAGGCCGGUUCGGGGAAGACAACGAUUGCGCACACGUUUGCGGAUGAGCUUCGUGUGGAGGGGAAGCUCGCAGGCACGUUUUUCUUCUCCAGAAGACAUGCUAAGCGAAGCACCUUCGACCACGUCUUCCUCACCAUUGCCUAUCAGCUUGGCUUGCAGCACCCCCGUGUUCACGAGAUCAUCAUGAAAGCCAUCGCCGACGACCCCGCGUUGCUCGCCCAAGAAAGAUCCCGCUUAGAUCAAUUCGAGAAACUGAUCAUCGAACCUUUGAAGCACCUAGGACAGAUACGGAGAGGGGAGCCUGGCAUGUCGCUCAUCUUGGAUGCCCUUGACGAA
Coniophora puteana RWD-64-598 SS2 is the source of this 981-nucleotide messenger RNA. RefSeq lists its product as uncharacterized. The transcript has 2 exons. Lineage: Eukaryota; Fungi; Basidiomycota; Agaricomycetes; Boletales; Coniophoraceae. The record is from RefSeq and is a predicted model, not a curated record. The annotation marks the transcript as partial.